Molecule: messenger RNA, 978 nt
Organism: Protobothrops mucrosquamatus (brown spotted pit viper)
Lineage: Eukaryota; Metazoa; Chordata; Lepidosauria; Squamata; Viperidae
Product: aspartate beta-hydroxylase domain-containing protein 2-like
Exons: 3
Coding region: 1-978 (325 amino acids)
Source: RefSeq, a predicted model, not a curated record
AUGCCCAAUAUUAUGGCUGAUUGGGGUCUCCGUGGUCUCCUCUCCCCGCUCCUCCCUGACCCCUCUACUUGGCACUCUCGACCAGAGCCAGCCAUAGCUGUGCUAGGUUCUCUAGCCCUCUUGUUCAUCUGGUACUGCUAUCGUGUGGGUACAGGGCAGGUAGCCCCUGUGUCUCAUCCACAAGGUGUGCCGACCGACGAAGGAUGCCCUCGCCAUACCCUCAGGGGUGAUGCCAUCAAUCAGCGCCUGUAUCGCAGCCUGCGAGAUUACGCCAAGCGCUAUUCGUGGUCAGGUAUGAACCGGCUGCACAAAGGUAUCCGGGACCAAGCCCAUUAUCAGCUAGGUGAACGGAUGGCAAUCCAGAAGCCCAGCGCUUUCUACCUCCCCGACUUGCCUUUGGCCCCCUAUUUUCCCCACAAGUCCCAGCGUCACGAUGUGGAGAUUCUUGAACUCAGUUUCCCAGCCAUCCUACGGGAAUUUGAGGGCAUUGCAAGGGACUUUGAACCCGGAGCGCCAAUGCCACGGGGAUGGAUGGUCAACGCCAACCCUGGCUGGCACAGUUAUUACCUCUACCGACAGGGGGAGUGCAUAGCACAGAAUUGCCGCAGCUGCCCAUGGACAUAUCAGGCACUGAGCGCGCUACGCACCUUUAUCAACGCCAAUUGCUUUGGAAACGCCUGCUUUAAUGUCUUGCAGCCUGGAACUGUGCUACCUGGCACCUAUGGGCCAACGAACACCAGGGUACGGUGCCACCUAGGGUUAAAAGUGCCACCUGGUUGUGAGUUGGUGGUGGGUGGUGAACCACAGUGCUGGUCUGAAGGAUACUGCCUUCUGGUGGACGAUUCCUUCUUGCACACCACAGCCCAUAAUGGUUCCCCUAGCGAUGGACCUCAGGUGAUUUUUAUUGCUGAUCUCUGGCAUCCCAACGUAGCAGGACCUGAGCGACAGGCAUUAGAUUAUAUCUUUGCCCCUGGUUGA